Molecule: messenger RNA, 1989 nt
Organism: Botrytis sinoallii
Lineage: Eukaryota; Fungi; Ascomycota; Leotiomycetes; Helotiales; Sclerotiniaceae
Exons: 6
Coding region: 1-1989 (662 amino acids)
Source: RefSeq, a predicted model, not a curated record
AUGCACCGAAAAUUUCCAAGGCUCUAUGGCAGCCGUCCAAUUGACGCACCUUAUCAAGGAUUAGGGAUUCCACUUAGUAGCACUUCCCACAACCUGGCCAUGCAUUCAGAUGAAGUCAGAGCAGCUAUCUGCAGCCCACCAUGUACUUGUGCCGAUUGUGAACAAGGCUACUAUACAUGCGAAGAGCAAAUGCAUCCUGGCUGGUUUUAUCGACGUUCACUUUCCAGCGAUGAAGCCAAACAAAUUGCUGCUUCAUACAUAAAUGUCAUACAACAAGAUCGCAAAUAUUUAACAGAUAGACUCGCGAAGUAUGGGGAUAUCAUUGUUAAUCGAUGGAAGAAGAAAAGUCAAGACAAACGUCAGGCGCUGCUACUUGAAGCCGUUCCAAAUUUGUGCAAGGAAAGGUGGAUCAUCCCACGUCAUGGUUUCACCCCUGAAGGCAAGCAGAUCCCGCCCAUAAAUAGCGAUGGUCAAAUGGAACUGCGCUCUCUAGAAACUCGCCAUCACCUCCUCCUAGAUUGGCAUAGUAAUGUCGUGGAAUUGUGGUCACCCUACACCAAUCAAGCAUUCUCAUCGCCUCCAUCGUUUUCUCUCACCAAUCUGAUCUCGUUGGCUCAAACACGAUUAGAAGCAACCAUCGAUCAUCUUUGGCUAUUGCAGACAGAGCCGGCAUACAUGAAACGAUAUAUCGCGGCCAUGUGCCAUGGAGGUGCUUAUGAGUCGACUAAGGAUAUGGGGCCUGGUUGGCUGGUUGUACGGGGGAUCACUGAAACCAUCAUUUCUUGCUGGAGGUGGGGAUGGGUAAAGAAUGAAUGUGAACGUGUCAAAUCAAUUCAUGAUCGAUUUCGAGACAAUAUUGCACAAGGCGAAGAUCUUCCAUCUAAAUAUGAUAAGGCAUUGGGUGCACUAGAACUCUUGGUAGUGAAUGAUGUCAACCGUCGUGGCGAUCUUCUUGGAAAAACGAUUUCACAGAGACCGGGAUUUUCUCACAUUUAUACGACAACAAGAAAAUCCCAAGAACAUGGGCCUGUCAUCCUCGAAGUGAGCCGGAAGAACGGCUUGCUUUCUGAUUCAAAAUAUGCAUUUGAGAACGAGCUCUUAGAUUAUUGUUUAGCCCAAUUGCAAAUCAAACCGGAUAUUCAACAAACGCCAAACACAUGGCCAAAAGAAGUACCCAUAGAUCAUGCACUAUUAUUCUCUAUUUUAGAGAAUCACCUGGCUAAGAGUAAUAUCAAAGAAAAGUCUCGCCUAGACGAGGCCUUAUCAAAUCUCCUCUCAGAUCUAGCAGCUUCUCAUGAAAUGUUGGCUGCCAUUCGUUUACAUCGACCCCUAAGUAGACCUAGAACCUUAGAUGAGUCACUUUACCACAAUGACGCUUAUACCAAGCUAGGAAAAGCAUUUUUCAAGGAUUUCCACGAGGUUAAAGCCCCCACUGGUCGGGAGGACAUGGCUUGGUUGAAUCACUCUCAAAACACCAGGAAAGCACUGGAGGCAUUCUGGCAGGACAUCAGGAAGGACAGUGUGACGGUUUGGAAGCAGAAUGGCUUCACCGAAGCCGAGAUUGCUGAAGAGCUUGAGUGUAUCAGUGCCACCACUACUCAAGAAUACCUAAGUGCUGUCCAAGCUGAGGAACGGCAGCUACUAGCUCAAAUCGAACAGAACCAGAACACCAAAAUCAAUCAAAAGAGCCAGAAAUCUGCCAAAACACCCACACAAACAACUUGGGGCACGGAAGACCCAACUCAAACCCUCCCAACCCAAACAAAAGCAAAAGACAAAAUUCGCCCCUCUACCAUUGCCCAAUUUUCCCCAAAAAACCCCCAAGAGCUCGCCAACUACCUAGCAAACACAACCGUCUCUCCCCCUAUAACCCCAAAAACUUUCGUCACAAACCGCGCUUACGAGAUGCUUUCUCACAUGUAUCCUUGCACCGCCGAAGACGCGUCCACAAAGAGUAUCGAAUGGGAUCUUUUCGUACAUAAUUUAUAG